Molecule: messenger RNA, 912 nt
Organism: Darwinula stevensoni
Lineage: Eukaryota; Metazoa; Arthropoda; Ostracoda; Podocopida; Darwinulidae
Source: the annotation of a GenBank genome assembly
AUGACCACUGGCACCCAAACGAGUCCCCUGGUGUCUCCGAGUACGAGUUUUCAGUGGUUACCUGGAACAUACCAACGGGUAUCAGACCAGGAUUCGUCGACGGUGGGAUCGGAGUCGGACAGCUCGUCCUUAGUGGCUGUAAGCACGAGUGAAGACGAAGACGAAGGAAGGGGCAAGUCCUCCUCCAGCGAGUCCAUCUCUCGUUGCUUAGAUUCCCUGGGACCCUGCUGCAUGGAAGAGGAGUCGGGUAUUGGUACCACAUCACCCAGGACGCCAAGGCAUCAUCGAAGUGACAGCAACAGCAGCACUCCAUCCAUGGAGAGCAGCGACGAUCAGCAGAACCGCAGGUCCCGUGGAAAGCGGCAAAAGCGAUCGACGAAGCGGCAGAGGUCAUCCAAGAUUACGGACGGAGCCAGAGCGAGAGUGGAAGUGAGGGCAAGGUCACCACCCAAGGGUUUCGGUCAGGCGUUCCCCCCCCCUCCCCUCCCACCUUCACCCUCGUGCCCUGUGACACCUCGGGGUGAUUCACCGACUCCAGUGAUGAGGGCCACCACUUCCGAGACUCACCUGUUGGAGAAACCUCCUUUGCACAACAACGACCGAUCCUUCACUCAAAGUGAAAGCCACCUACAUGGGACGAGACUACGGGUGAAACGGCUCACCCUGAAUCGAUUGGGUGAUUUGAGUUCCAGCAGCACGAGCACCCUGGAGACACCGAUCGAGGAACGGGUACCACCCUUGCCACCUAGUCGGAAGUACAGCCACCCGGUGACGAAGCCACACGUAGCUGUUCGCAAGUUACCCUGCAAGUCUUCCUCUGCCCCUGUCUUGGAACGCAUCACGAAGAAGGUGUGUGUUUUUUCUCCUCCUUUCUCCUCCACACCCACGACGCCUUCGGAGAACUUAAAAUAA